Molecule: messenger RNA, 1707 nt
Organism: Pyrus x bretschneideri (Chinese white pear)
Lineage: Eukaryota; Viridiplantae; Streptophyta; Magnoliopsida; Rosales; Rosaceae
Product: lysine histidine transporter-like 8
Exons: 5
Coding region: 74-1588 (504 amino acids)
Cellular component (GO): plasma membrane
Source: RefSeq, a predicted model, not a curated record
UUAGUUGCAUUCACCUACCAAACGUCGCAAAGGCUUUUAGCUGGCCAGUUUGUGUUUUGCAAGCUGCAAGGAAAUGGCAGCAAUGGAAGAAGUGGUUGUGGAGGCAAAUUGGAGCAUAGAUAGGGUUUAUUCCUUUAGAAGCGCAAGUAGAAGAUCAGAAUCUGCUCAAGUCAUUCCCAUCACAACAAGUCCCACGAGUGAAGAUUCUAACUAUCAUGUUACUUCAGCUGCAAACUGGGGAGGCGGUGAGCUCAAUCCACAAGAUGCUUGGCUACCCAUCACAGAGUCCAGGAAUGGGAAUACCUUUUCAGCUACCUUCCUUUUGCUUUGUUCAGGAAUUGGAAUCCAAGCCCUUUUACUGCCUGUUGCACUUGCCACUCUUGGAUGGGCAUGGGGAAUCAUAUGCUUGUCACUUGCAUUUACAUGGCAGCUCUACACGAUAUGGCUACUUGUACACCUACAUGAAUCCGAUUCUGGAACUCGUUAUAGUAGAUACCUUGACCUCGCAAUGACAGCCUUCGGUCAAAAGCUAGGGACGUUUUUAGCUCUAGUCCCAGUAAUGUAUUUAUCAGCUGGUACAUGUGUCCAGCUAAUAAUCUUAGGAGGUGGAACCAUAAAGCUUUUCAUCAAGACGGUGUGCAACGACGGGGCAAACUGUGAUGCCAAGUCAUUGACUAAUGUAGAGUGCUUCUUGGUGUUCAUGUGCAUGGCUAUUGUUGUGGCUCAGUUUCCCAACCUGAACUCCAUGGCAUGGGUCUCAUUGAUUGGUGCCACCACAGCUAUAGCAUAUUGUACUUUGAUUUGGGCUCUUUCAAUUGGCAAGGGCAGGCCUAACGGCACUUCAUACAACCCACCGGAGAUGGAUGACGAAAUGGAUAGAUUUGGCGGGAUUCUGAAUGCUCUUGGCAUCAUUGUUCUUGCAUUCAGAGGCCACAAUGUUGUUCUUGAGAUUCAGGGGACAUUGCCUUUAAGUCUAAAACACCAAACUCACAAGCCAAUGUGGAGAGGAGUGACUGUAUCAUACCUAAUUAUAGCAAUGUGUUUGUAUCCUCUUGCUAUAGCUGGAUUUUGGGCUUAUGGAAACAAGGUACCUUCAUCGAAUGGAGGACUAUUAAUUGCAAUGUCGAAAUUCCAUCAACAUGACACAUCAAAAAUUGUGCUGGGACUGAUAUACGUACUUGUGGUCAUAAAUUGUAUAAGUACAUUCCAAAUCUACAGCAUGAUAAUUUUCGACAAACUAGAGACAAGCUACACUAGCAGGAAGAACAAGGCAUGCACAAGGUGGCUUCGAACAACUUUCCGUCUUUUCUUUGGAGGAAUGACAUUCUUGGCAGCAGUAACUCUUCCAUUUUUGGGUAGCUUGGCGCCUCUAAUUGGAGGAUUGACAUUACCACUGACAUAUGCUUAUCCAUGUUUGAUGUGGAUUGCAAUAAAGAAACCAAAGCCGAAAAGUGCUAUGUGGUGCAUCAACGUGGGACUGGGAGGCUUAGGCCUUGUUCUGAGUGCGCUUUUAGUCAUUGCAGCAGCAUGGAACUUAGCUAGCAGAGGUCUUCAUGCCAACUUCUUCAAGCCUUCAGACCUUAAUUAGUUUUACUUUGCAAAGAGAAAAACCAUGUAUAUCGAAAUUCACUAAGCAAGUGUAGUGAAAAGAAAAUCAUAUGACAAACUUUUGUUAAGAGUCAUAUAUAUCAUGGGAGCUUCAUUUUA